AUGCUGGACAUAGCUGCGAAUUACACUAAAGAGAAGAAGGUUGGUGAAGGUACAUAUGCGGUGGUGUACUUGGGGAAGCAGGUCAAGACCAAGAAACUCAUUGCUGUGAAGGAGAUCAAGACUGGGAUGUUCAAGGAUGGUCUCGACAUGUCGGCCAUUCGGGAAGUAAAAUACUUGUUGGAACUACGCCACGAGAAUAUCAUUUCAUUACUUGAUGUAUAUUCCUCAGAAAAUGGGAACUUGAACUUAGUGUUGGAGUUUUUGCCCUGUGAUUUGGAAGUGUUGAUCAAGGACAAGAAUAUCGUGUUCCAGCAAGCCGAUGUGAAGUCUUGGAUGUUAAUGAUUCUACGAGGGGUCCACCAUUGCCACAGAAAUUACAUCCUUCAUCGAGACUUGAAGCCUAAUAACUUGUUAAUAUCACCGACAGGGGAGAUCAAAAUCGCCGAUUUUGGGCUUGCUAGGUCACUUGGCAGUCCCGGGGAGAACUUGACGGCGAAUGUGGUUACCAUCUGGUACAGGGCCCCAGAGUUAUUGUUCGGUUCACGACAUUACACAUCAUCGGUGGACGUUUGGUCUGUCGGGAUCAUCUUUGCCGAAUUGAUGUUGAGAACUCCUUAUUUACCUGGGACCAGUGAUGCAGAGCAGCUUGAAGUUACAUUCAGGGCCCUCGGUACCCCAACAGAGAAAAACUGGCCCAAUGUGUCUAAAUUGCCAUGGUAUAAUAGUCUUAAGAUAUACCCACCACCUACAAGGAACGAAUUGAAAAAUCGUUUCAUUGCUGCCUCUGGGAGUGCGUUAGACUUGAUGAUUUCUUUGACUCAACUUGAUCCCGCCAAAAGAUGCUCUUGUGAAGAGGCGUUACAAACAGUUUAUUUCACGGAAUUUCCAAGACCUACAAAACCAAAGGACCUACCUAAGAAAAGUUCGUGA
Messenger RNA from Saccharomycopsis crataegensis, 930 nucleotides. It is a transcript of the gene KIN28, whose product is annotated as TFIIH complex serine/threonine-protein kinase subunit KIN28. Bases 1 to 930 code for a protein of 309 amino acids. The transcript has a single exon. The record is from RefSeq and is a predicted model, not a curated record. Gene Ontology annotation, biological process: positive regulation of transcription by RNA polymerase II; protein phosphorylation. Gene Ontology annotation, cellular component: transcription factor TFIIH holo complex; transcription factor TFIIK complex; nucleus. Gene Ontology annotation, molecular function: RNA polymerase II CTD heptapeptide repeat kinase activity; cyclin-dependent protein serine/threonine kinase activity; ATP binding. Lineage: Eukaryota; Fungi; Ascomycota; Saccharomycetes; Ascoideales; Saccharomycopsidaceae.